UAAAUGUAAUCUUUUGGUUGCGAUCUGUUGGCCGUUUGAGAUGUCAAGUGUUGUCAAGCUGAUAUAGCGCAUUAUUUUGUUACAGUUGCUGCUAUCGGGUUACCCUGGCAAAUCAGUUUCACUAUAUUGACUGGCGCCCCCUUAGAAAUACACAAUAUACUACAAUAUAGCGUUUUAAAAUAUUAUCAGAGGAUUCCGAUAGACAGAGGAUUAAUGUAGCUUGGUUGUUGAAUUAGAUCCACACUUCUGUCAGUAUAUAACCUUUGACCAGUCACAUGACCAGCAAAACGCACACAAAUCUGGUUUUUGUUGGCUUAAGGAAUGACGUUUUUAAAUCUUUUCGGACGCUUAAAAUCAAAUGUCAUUGGCAUGAUUCACGUCCGAGCCUUGCCAGGAACUCCCUUGAACCGCGCGAGUAUCGCAGAGAUCACAGAGGAGGCUUGUCGAGAGGCGGAAAUUUACCACCAGGCAGGACUUGAUGGGCUGAUCAUUGAAAACAUGCAUGAUAUUCCAUACACCCUUGAAGUGGGUCCAGAAGUGUGUGCAUCAAUGACAGUUGUGUGUGCAGCAGUCAGGGGCCUUUAUCCAUCUUGGCCGCUUGGUGUUCAGAUUCUUUCAGCUGCAAACCAAUCAGCACUGGCUGUUGCCCUGGCCUCAGGCCUGGAUUUUAUCCGCGCAGAGGGGUUUGUGUUCUCACAUGUUGCAGACGAAGGUCUGUUAAAUGCUUGCGCUGGUGAGCUGCUGCGCUACCGUAGAUGCAUUGGAGCAGAGCACGUUCAGAUCUUCACAGACAUCAAAAAGAAGCACAGCGCUCAUGCCCUGACUUCAGAUGUGAGCAUAGCUGAAACAGCCCAAGCAGCUGAGUUCUUCCUCUCUGACGGAGUCAUCGUCACCGGAACUGCCACUGGAGCACAGGCUGAUCCAAAGGAACUGAGGGAGGUUACCCAGUCUGUACGGAUCCCUGUUCUCAUUGGUUCUGGAGUAACACAUGAUAACGUGGAGCAAUACCUUCAAGCAAACGCCAUGAUCAUCGGCUCCCAUUUCAAGAAAGGAGGAUACUGGGCAAAUGGUGUGGAUGCUGAGAGAGUCAAAAGGUUCAUGGGGAAGAUACACACACUUCUGGAAUGACUGAUGUAACUA
Ctenopharyngodon idella (grass carp) is the source of this 1140-nucleotide messenger RNA. RefSeq lists its product as uncharacterized. NCBI's taxonomy places the organism in Eukaryota, Metazoa, Chordata, Actinopteri, Cypriniformes, Xenocyprididae. The transcript has 6 exons. The coding region runs from base 322 to 1128 and encodes 268 amino acids. The record is from RefSeq and is a predicted model, not a curated record.